AUACGGGCGUGAGUAUAGCGCAGGUGAAAGUGAGAGCGGUAGAAAGGAGUUAUUCAGCAGUCAUCUUAUCAGCUUAUUUAGGAUUUCAUCGGUCUCUGGAUAUUGGUCAUUGCUAGCGUCUGAUCCCUCAAAAUUUCGAUCCCAGACCUGGGUUGAUUCCGCGAGGUUAGAAUCCGUCUAAGUUUGGCGGACAACUGCUGAUCGUGUACAACAGAAAUGCUCGUCCUUCUAGGAUCAUCCUCAAUAUCUGAACAGAAGCGUGAAACUCUUCUGAGGAAUAUUAACAGAUUAACACCUCUGGUCACCUCUGUCGACUCUGUCUGGCUUCACCUUGUAAAAUGCAAUUCCAAGCAGGCCGAGGAAGAAUUGUCCAAUCCAACAUCAUCUUCCCGACAAACGCUUGAACGUCUAUUGACCUAUGGCGAUAAUCUUAGUCUGCACGAUAUCUUGGAUGAUUUUCGUUCUUUGAAGCAAAACGUAGCCUACGUGUUGCCAAGAAUUGGAAGUAUCUCACCUUGGUCGAGUAAAGCCACAGAUAUCGCUGCAACGUGUAACCUUUCUGGUCAGGUCGAACGUAUCGAACGUGGAAUAGCAUACGUCUUCACAACUUCUGAUGGUUAUGCCCUCUCCUUGAAUGAUAUAUCCUCAUUCUCUCAUCUAAUACACGACCGAAUGAUUCAGACUCUUCAUCUAUCUCUUCCUAAUGAAGACCUCCUUUUUGCCCACAACAUGCCACGUCCACUACGUGCAGUGGACAUCACAUCCUCCCCCGCUAAAUCUGCCGAAGAGAUCUUCAAUCAGGCCAAUAAAGACCUUGGGCUCGCUCUCUCAUCUGACGAGAUUGCCUAUCUCGUUUCUGCCUUCAUAUCCGGCCCAGAUCCCAUAAAUCGCAAUCCAACGGAUGCUGAACUGUUCAUGUUCGCUCAGGUGAACUCGGAGCAUUGUCGACAUAAGAUAUUUAAUGCAAAAUGGACAUUAGAUUCCACAGCGCAGGACCUUUCCCUAUUUCAAAUGAUACGUAACACCGAACGCCUUUCCGGAGAUAACACUAUAUCUGCGUACUCAGACAACGCAGCUGUCUUCAAAGGGUACGUUGCACCUCGAUUUAGUGUUUCCAACGACAACGGGCAACACAUCUAUCAGUCUCAUAUCGAGGAAAUGCCUAUUCUUAUCAAAGUCGAGACUCAUAACCACCCGACUGCGGUUUCCCCCUUCCCUGGUGCGGCUACAGGCUCGGGAGGAGAAAUCAGAGAUGAGGGGGCUGUCGGACGCGGCUCCAAACCCAAAGCAGGUCUCGCUGGUUUCACUACCUCCAAUCUUCUAAUUCCCGGCUUCGAACAACCUUGGGAGGAAGAUUUUGGCAAACCAAGUCACAUUGCAAGUGCCCUGGAUAUCAUGUUAGAAGCCCCCCUAGGUGCGAGCGCGUUCAACAACGAAUUUGGUAGGCCCGCUCUAGCCGGUUAUUUCCGGACGUUCUGCGAAAAGAUUCCUGCCAACAAGAAAGAUCAGGAAGGUAGUCAGGUAGAGAUACGAGGAUAUCAUAAACCCAUUAUGAUUGCAGGCGGUUAUGGGAAUGUGCGUACCGUAUUCGCCAAAAAAUCCCUCAUCACUCCAGGAGCAAAGUUGGUUGUACUGGGUGGACCUGGGAUGCUCAUUGGUCUCGGGGGAGGUGCAGCAUCUAGUCAAGUUUCCGGUGCAAGCACUGCUGAGCUCGAUUUUGCAUCUGUACAGAGAGACAAUGCAGAAAUGCAAAGGAGAUGCCAGCAAGUUAUAGAUGCCUGUGUAGCUCUCGGCGGUGAAGUGGGAGAUGGAAAUCCAAUCCAGAGUAUACAUGAUGUUGGCGCGGGAGGGUUAUCGAACGCCUUACCGGAGCUCGUCCAUGAUUCUAAUCUUGGAGCUACCUUUGAGAUUCGGGACGUUCUGAUCGCGGACAGCUCUAUGUCACCAAUGGAAAUAUGGUGUAACGAGUCACAGGAACGUUAUGUCUUAGCACUUCAUCCUGAAAAAGUUACACUUUUUGAAGAGUUAGCCAAUCGAGAACGAUGUCCCUUCGCCAUCGUCGGAAUCGCUACACAAAACGAAGAGCUCGUGGUAACGGACAGGCUUCUGGGCGAAGAUGUGAUAAGACUUCAUAUGGAUAUGCUUUUUGGAAAACCACCGAAGAUACAGAAAUCGGAUCGUAGUCGGACUUGGGGAGGUGAUUUCUUCGAUACUAGUUUGGCCAAGUAUCUAGCUACUCCGAAUUCUGCUGCUGUGGCGACUGCAGUAAAUCGGAUCCUUCGUCUUCCUUCUGUCGGUUCGAAAUCUUUCCUCAUUACCAUUGGUGACCGCUCAAUCACCGGACUCGUCACCCGCGACCAGAUGGUUGGACCCUGGCAAGUACCCGUUGCUGACGUUGCUGUUACACGCUCGUCGUAUGGUUUUGCUACCGUGUCUGGUGAAGCAAUGGCUUUGGGUGAACGUACACCCCUCGCACUGGUCAGCCCUGCUGCUUCUGCUCGUAUGGCUGUGGCAGAAUCUUUAACUAAUCUUGCCGCGGCAUGUGUUGGAGAAAUAUCCAAUGUCAAACUAAGUGCGAACUGGAUGUGCGCAGCGUCCAAGGAAGGGGAAGGUGCUGGCUUGUAUGAGGCUGUUCAGGCUGUUGGGAUCGAUCUUUGCCCUAAAUUAGGUAUUGGUAUCCCUGUGGGCAAAGAUUCUAUGUCUAUGUCGAUGAAAUGGAAGGAAGGAAACGAGCAGAAGGAUAUCAGCUCUCCGCUUUCGCUGAUCGUCACCGCAUUCGGAUGUGUCCAGGAUGUCGCUGCAACCUGGACGCCAGUGCUUCAAAGCAACAUCGAUGAGCCAACGAUAUUGGUCUUCCUGGACCUCGCACAUGGGAAACAGCGGCUAGGUGGAUCGGCUCUUGCACAGGUGUUCCGAGAAAUCGGGCAAGAAUCACCAGACGUAGAGGAUGCCUCCGUGCUCAAGGCAUUCUUCCAAGCUUGUCAGCAGAUGAGGACGAAGGAACCAGAAGUCAUUCUAGCCUAUCAUGAUCGGUCAGAUGGUGGCUUAUUUACCACACUGGCGGAAAUGUCAUUCGCUGGACGAGUGGGUGUCGAGGUCUCGCUCAACGCACUGAAUGACUCUUCGGAUCCAAUCGCCGCUCUUUUCAACGAAGAAUUGGGUGCCGUCGUGCAAGUUCGCCAGUCUCAUCUUCCAAAAUUGAUGAGUGUCUUUCUCGAAUCUGGUUUCCCUACUACCUCUAUUCACACUUUGGGCCACGUCAACAGUGCAGCCACCGACCAGAGUUUCAAGAUCGUUCAUGACUCGGAGUCUAUAUUCAACAGUACUCGACAAGAGUUGCAGCAGAUGUGGUCCGAGACGUCAUUCAAAAUGCAGGAGCUUCGUGACAAUCCUAUCACAGCCAGAGAGGAAUUCGAUCUUAUUGCGGAUCAAUCUAAUCAAGGCAUUUUCUAUGAUUUAACAUUCACUCCCUCUCCACCCCUGAGCGGUCGAGGUACUAGGCCCAAAGUUGCAAUCCUUCGAGAGCAAGGAGUUAACGGAAUGGUCGAAAUGGCAUGGUCAUUCACCGCCGCAGGCUUCGACGCCAUCGACGUACACAUGACAGAUAUCCUUUCGGGUAAACUGAGUUUAUCUGGCUUUCACGGACUCGCUGCAUGUGGUGGAUUCUCUUAUGGAGACGUGUUAGGCGCUGGAAAAGGUUGGGCUCAUUCUGUCCUACUCAAUGCUCAAGCUCGAAAAGAGUUCAUUGAUUUCUUCACCCGAGUCGAUACCUUCACACUCGCUGUCUGCAAUGGAUGCCAGUUUCUCAGCCAUCUUCGGAGUAUUAUACCUGGUGCACAAGAUUGGCCCGAUUUCAAGUCCAAUCGUAGUGAAAGGUUCGAAGGACGGGUGUCCAUGGUUGAGGUCGUAGACACUGUACACACCAGGUCCUCUGUAUUCCUUCGCGAAAUGUUGGGUUCUAAACUUCCUGUGGCUAAUGCCCAUGGUGAGGGUAGAGUAUCUUUCAGUGAUUCAACCCACCAGCAAACGUUCUUGGAUCAAAAUCUAGUCUGCCUUCAAUUCGUUGAUUCUAAUGGUCGACCAACAGAGGCGUAUCCUUUGAAUCCAAACGGAAGUCCGGCUGGUAUAACAGGCAUCCAAACAUCCGAUGGGCGUGUGCUCGCGUUAAUGCCUCAUCCCGAGCGAGUGACGAUGCUUGAGAGUAACAGUUGGUACCCUCGUUCGUUAAGGGAGCAGUGGAAUGGUGUCGGUCCAUGGUUCAAACUGUUCCAGAGCGCCAGAUCUUGGUGUGACGAUCACUAGAGUCCGGGUAUGUAGAGAGCUACAGUGUAAUAUGUUAUACGAUAAUAUAUCUUGGUGUAUGGUACUUUUCUCAAUAUAAAUCUCAAAAUGGAGCCAUGAGUAACGGGCUAUAUUGUAGGUGAUUAAUGUC
Molecule: messenger RNA, 4432 nt
Organism: Lentinula edodes (shiitake mushroom)
Lineage: Eukaryota; Fungi; Basidiomycota; Agaricomycetes; Agaricales; Omphalotaceae
Product: phosphoribosylformylglycinamidin
Exons: 3
Coding region: 217-4302 (1361 amino acids)
Biological process (GO): 'de novo' IMP biosynthetic process
Molecular function (GO): phosphoribosylformylglycinamidine synthase activity
Source: RefSeq, a predicted model, not a curated record